This is a messenger RNA of Acanthaster planci (crown-of-thorns starfish), 2886 nucleotides long. RefSeq names its product arylacetamide deacetylase-like. Gene Ontology annotation, molecular function: carboxylic ester hydrolase activity. Lineage: Eukaryota; Metazoa; Echinodermata; Asteroidea; Valvatida; Acanthasteridae. The record is from RefSeq and is a predicted model, not a curated record. Gene Ontology annotation, cellular component: membrane.
CUACUACAGCAUUAUGUCUGGUCUCCUUCUUCGCUAGUGCGAUUUAAGCACAGUUUUCCUUCAUUGGGCAAUCUAUCUUCAAUUUUUCACUGCUGAGCUGCGGAUACUAAAAGAUAAGGGUCUUUCCAUGCUAGGAGGAAGUAAGAAAUGUGCAGUGACGUUAGGCCUAACGUCAGGAAACACCCGGAAGUAGGGGUUUAUGUCCAUUUCUCAUGCUGUGAGCACAAGAGAUGAGAUUAACUACACUCAUGGACACCACAGUGGCUGUAGUCUGUCUUCUUGUCCUUAUCUGUCUAUUGGGAUUGAUGUGGUAUCAUCUCUAUACGCCGGUGCCAUCAGCUAUCAAACAGAAAUGGACAUUCCGCUUGGUGUUCAUCAUGUUCAAGGUCAACCGCAGCGUGAAUUUGUCUGCCUUGCAACAGGCCUGGAUCUUGACCCUGUUCCGAGUCUUUGGCAAGACUCUGGAGGAGAACAUGGCUGGCUUCACUGACUGGUGGCUCCCUGACUGUGCCAUGGAUGACAAACAUGUCAGCACAACGCUGAGGGACUUUGACAGUGUGCCUGUCCGGAUCCACCGGCCCAAGUUCCCCCAUGAGGCGGGGCUUCUGCCGGCACUGAUUUACUUCCAUGGGGGAGGAUUUGUCUAUGGAAGCUCAGCCUCCUAUCAUCCUUUUACAAGACGUUUAUGCGAGUCACUGCAGAUCGUUGUCGUGUCAGUUGAUUAUCGCCUGGCACCCGUUCAUUUAUUCCCUGCUGCCUAUGAGGAUUGCGUCACAGCCACCAAGUGGCUUCUUCUGAAUGGCCCCACCAUCAAUGUUGACCCGCACCGCAUCGCAGUGGCCGGUGACAGUGCCGGAAGUCAGCUGACUGCCGGGGUAGUCAAGAAGAUCCAUGACGACCCCUUGGUACCUGACCCCAAGCUGCACGCCCUGUUUAACCCAGCCUUGCAGUUUUUCAACCUCAGCUCACCAUCGCAUGUCUUGUACGAUUCUGUCUUCAACACCCGUGGCGGCAUGCUGACCUGUCGCGAAGCUGUCAGUUACUUAUCCACAUACCUCUUUGGCAAAAGUCUGGAAUGUUCAGCCUUCAUUGAGUGGGUGGUGUCUAACAAUGUCGUCACGACCGAAUAUCGGAAGCAGAAUCCUCGCUAUCUGAGCCACGUGGCUGAUGAGCUCGUCCCAGAGAAUCUACGAGCUGGUCUUGGUGUCAAGCCGGAGAAACCAAAUGACCCGGCAAUGUGGGCAAAGUACGGCCACUAUUUUGAAGAUCCUCGCAUUAGCCCUGUCAUGGCGGACAACAUGGAGGGGCUCCCCAUGGCCUACAUCGCCACAGGGAACUAUGAUUGUCUCCGCGACGAUGGCAUAUUCUAUGCCCGGCGAUUGGAGGAGGCAGGAGUCCCUGUCCGAUGGGUCAACUACGAAGAUGGCUUUCAUGGCAUGUUAAACAUCGUCUUUGACUUCUUCGAUGUAAGCAGGAGAGUGGAGAAGGAUUUCGUAGAGUUUGUAAGAGGAUACCUUUGAGGGUUGCAGAAACUUAGGAAAAUGUAUGCAAAUCUUUUGUAAUUUAUUUACAAUCUGUCUAUUAAAUUUUUCACGCUGGGAUACUUCGCACAUGUCCCAGAAGUGUAUAGAGGUGGACAGUGUGUUAGAAUUGGCUGUAAUACAUGAACUCUUGUUUGCAGCAAUUAUGGCAUAAUGACAGAAAUUGGAAGUGAUGAAGAUUUUGUGUUUGCGGUAAGAAAUGUUGCACAGAUGCCUCAUAAGGGUAAGCAUUUUAGGGCAUUUGGCUGUUUUUCAAGUGGGUCGAUAUAUUUUGCCUUUUAAUAACUGUUAGGAUUUCAGCUGAAAUACUGUACAUGUAUUAAGGUUCAGAAGUGGUUAUCGUCAGGUGUACAUGUAACAAGCUGCCUUAUUGAGUGUCAGGUGCAUCAGGGGUAACCCUCAACCUGCGGCUUCUACAUGUGCAUACAUGUAAAGCACCUCACUGAAUUCUCCACAUUCUCCACUGCCUAGGAAAAACAACCUGCCUUGAGAACUUGUUAAAAAGCAAUAAAAUCUGCAAAUCAAUUUCAUCGCUUUUUAGUAGUUAGAAUUGACCAAAACUGACUCAGAACAAACUUCUUUUGCCGUUAUACAUGAGCAUGUGACCAAUUACCGUUUGCUUUUGAUUUGCUAAAUGUGAUUUAUCCAAGGCAGAUGUGAACGUGGAAACCAAUUAGAAAGAUUAAGAGAGAUUAAAGCCAUCUAGUCUAGGGUGUAAUGUGGUGUCCUCAGGAAGCAUUACAUGUUAUACCAUGAUAUUUAUAUAUGAUGUAUUAUUUGGUAUAAUGAUAUUGGAUUGAUCUUUCAUCACCAUUUAUCAUGCUUACUACCCCAGAGUCUGUGGGAAUCGGGUGCAUCUUACUGUAAGCCUAAAUGAGGCAGUGCUCAUAAAGUAAUCCAUUUAUUAUCACCGAGCAAUGUUGAAAAUUUUAUUUGACCUUGCAUUUUGUUUGUAGGAGCUAAUUUUUUUUAGUUUGAGGGUAGAUGGUUUUGAUUACAUUUUGAGACCAUCUGUGCUUUUCUUACAGAUUCUGUUUCAUGUGUGCCGAGUGUUUUGUGGUUUUCUACUAAGUUCAUUGGGUGACAAGGAUUGGAAAAUAUUGUAUGAAAUAACAGAAUAAUUUACAAAUGCCAAAACGUAAAGGUAGUUUUGAACAGAUAAUCUUUUAUGUAGCCCUAUUUAAAUACUUUUGGACAAGUUCUUAUCUCAUUAUCCUAAUAUGCAAGAUGGAAAAAUACCUCAAAAUAUACUGUGCUGAGAACAGCAAAUUUUUGCCAAAUUUUAAUCAUGCAUUUUAUACAGUAUUUUACAAAUAUUUUUGAUAUAAAGACAUUUUUCAUUUCU